UGCAGUCCUGGCAUCUCAGCUCGCAAAACGUGUUCCUGGCGCGAAUUCAAUUCGAUUCAGCAUGUGAUAGUUUCGACAUCGCGACCGCCAACAAAAAGGUAAUGGAAAAAGGACUCUUAGUGCUGAAAUGCAAAUAUAUGUAUAUGUGAACAGGUGAAUUUAAAUUCAGUUGAAAACUGGUUUCCCCCGAGGAAUGCAAUUAUUAAAUUCAUGAAAUUCCUAUGAAAGUUUACAACGUAUGGAAAGUGAAAUUGUGUGUACAGGAAACCAGGUGAAGUGCGAGUGCAUACCUACGAGAAUACCCGUAUGUCCCCCAGGAUAGAAGCGAGCUGUUGUGUUUGGUUGAUUAAGUACAAAUUAUGGGAACAUUACACACGAAUGCAGCAUCGACCUUCCAAUUAAAUAGUGAAUGAAAGAUAGAAUGCGAGACAACUCAAUACUCAAUUAAAAUGUAAUCGACAUGGAUGUGAGCAUCAAUUCGUCUACAAUAAUUGCAAAUUACAAGGAUGGUCAGUUGAUGGAGCCAUGGGGCUAUUUGCUGGCGGCGGCGGUUUUGCUUCUUAUCGGUCUUGUCGGUUUCACUCUGAAUUUAAUUGUUGUAAUUUUGAUGUGCCGUCAUAUUAAGCUAUGGACCCCGAUGAAUAUGAUAUUGCUCAAUUUGGUUUGUUCGGAUUUAAGUGUUUCAAUAAUAGGAAAUCCAAUAACAUUAACGGCUUCAAUAUUUCAAGGCUGGAUAUUCGGACGAACUAUGUGUAAAGCGUAUGGAUUUUUUAUGGCUUUGUUAGGAAUAACAUCGAUAACAACGCUCACAGUCCUAGCCUACGAACGAUAUACAUUAAUAACUUUUCCUGUAACAUCGCAACAAUUAACGACUCGUGGUGCCUUGAUAGCGAUUUUUCUCAUAUGGUUAUACUCACUCCUAUUGACGUCACCCCCAUUAUUCGGCUGGGGGGCAUAUGUGAAUGAAGCUGCCAAUAUAAGCUGCUCCGUUAAUUGGGAAUCACAAACGUGGAAUGCGACUUCAUACAUAAUAUUUUUAUUCUUCUUCGGACUUGUGGUUCCAGUGAUAGUCAUCACCUACAGUUACCUCAAAAUAGCAUUAACUAUAAGACAGACUUCCAAGAGACUUGGAAGAAAGAGCCGAGCUGAACGUCGUGUGGCUACAAUGGUAGCAAUUAUGAUAAUGGCUUUUCUUGUAGCAUGGACCCCAUAUGCUAUUUUUGCAUUAAUUUCUCAGUUUGGACCCGAGGGCCUUAUUAGCCCAGCGAUGGGAGUCAUGCCAGCACUUCUAGCGAAAUCAAGCAUCUGCUAUAAUCCCAUGAUAUACGUUGGUCUCAACACGCAGUUUCGAGCUACUUUAACCGAAAGGAGUCAUGUUGAAUCGACUGCCGUAGUAACCACAGAUCACAAUGAAAUUUUUUCACAUACUUCCUCGAUAGCCGUUGACUGCAGCAUUAAAUCCCUAAGACACAGUAAAGCAGCAUUCUACUUGAAACCUAAGACGACCCAAGGAAGUUCCCCCGCUAACCAACGUGGGAAUGAUGGCAACAGCAAUCCUGAUAUAAUGAAUAUUUCAGAGGACACAAAAACCGACUCUUACCUCGACUCUAAUUCCAAUAAUAGUCGCCUUGUUGAAAAGGAACUCACUGUUUUCGCCGAUGGUCAAAUAUCCUUGCGGACACCAUUCAAAUUGGCCCGGGUAGCGUUCGACGAUGAAGGAAGGACGACUUGAACAUCUUCCCUUGGAUGAUCUGAUAUUGGUGGCUGUGCAUAAUUCACGAAUUUGAGUAACUUCCAAUGUAGGACGAAUUUGAAUUUGCGCAUUUUAGUAGUACAACGAAGGAAUAAGACAAGUGAUGGCUAUCAGUUCAGUAGUGAGACAACUCGUGACUAAGUAGGCACAGAUGAAUUCGUCACCCUAUAAAACGAAUGAAGGACGCCAUUCAAUAAUUCAAUGAACGAAAUGAAAUGGAGAAUUUCAACAACCAGAAUUAUUAAGAGACCAUGAGUAGUUGUACCACAUUUAAAUAAUAUAACAUUUUCACUAUGAGCUUAUACCUAGAUGUCCCUAUAAAUAUACGAUCAAAAAGUUCAAAGGCUUGAAACGAAUUUAAGAUAGCUUUAAACAAUUUCCAGAUAAAAUAAUACAGACGAAUUUUUAACUUUUUCAUUUUACCAGGAAAAUUGCAUCUGAAAUCCGGGACCAUAUUUUAAGUAGAUCCUCAAAAUCACCUAAAAUAUUAUGAAAGUAGGACCCCGGAUCUCAAUAGCUGCGUCUUGCACAAAUACAAAAAUAGGGACUGUACAUAUUAUAGAACAUAUAAAACUAGACGAUUAGUUACCUCCUGAACUUAGAUUCAAUAAAAGGAAGAGGACAAUUUUGCAUAUAAAAUUGUGUCAAUUUUAUCAUAAAAAUGGCUGUAUUUGAACGUUGUCUAGUGAAAUUUUAUUCAAAGAAGAAUCACAAAAAGCUGAAAUUGCUCACAAAA
Hermetia illucens (black soldier fly) is the source of this 2489-nucleotide messenger RNA. Its product is annotated as pinopsin-like. The transcript has 7 exons. The record is from RefSeq and is a predicted model, not a curated record. Gene Ontology annotation, biological process: G protein-coupled receptor signaling pathway. Gene Ontology annotation, cellular component: membrane; photoreceptor outer segment. Bases 461 to 1732 code for a protein of 423 amino acids. Gene Ontology annotation, molecular function: G protein-coupled receptor activity. NCBI's taxonomy places the organism in Eukaryota, Metazoa, Arthropoda, Insecta, Diptera, Stratiomyidae.